Neopsephotus bourkii (Bourke's parrot) is the source of this 3915-nucleotide messenger RNA. Its product is annotated as sodium-dependent noradrenaline transporter. Bases 471 to 2351 code for a protein of 626 amino acids. Gene Ontology annotation, molecular function: norepinephrine:sodium symporter activity; neurotransmitter:sodium symporter activity; dopamine:sodium symporter activity. Lineage: Eukaryota; Metazoa; Chordata; Aves; Psittaciformes; Psittacidae. The record is from RefSeq and is a predicted model, not a curated record. Gene Ontology annotation, cellular component: neuron projection; presynaptic membrane; neuronal cell body membrane. Gene Ontology annotation, biological process: sodium ion transmembrane transport; dopamine uptake involved in synaptic transmission. The transcript is spliced from 14 exons.
AUCUUCCGAUUGCUCGAGCGGGGCCCCGCGGCAGAACAAGCCCGAGCUGCCCAGCUGCCCAGCUCAAGGUGGACCCGCCGCUGGCGGAGGGUCAGCGCAGAGGUCCCGCAACUCACGGCGCAGGUCGGGAGGCUGCCGCUGGUGCCCGGUGCGGUGUCCAGGUGCGCCCGCUAUCCUGGGCAGGCUGCGGGCAGUGGCGCUGCUCCCGCUCCCGGCUGCUCGCCGGCAGAGGCAGGAAGAGCACGGGCAGCCCCGCUGCUCCCCGGGGGCUCCCCGGUUGGCGCGGGCGCAGCUGUCCCCCCUCUCCCGCCUCAUUUGCAUGGCUCUUAUUACGGCCGUGCCUCGCUCCUGCCGCUCUGACACCGGCGGGCUGGAGCGGCGGAGUCGCCUCCAGCGGGAAGUGCACUUCCGUUAUCUGCGCUCCCGCACCCCGGCUCGCCCGCUCCCCCUCCUCAGCUAGCUCUCUCUGGAUGUUUAAGGCAAGGAUGAACAAACAGAUCCAGCCCGACCGCAAAGUGUCGGUGGUGGCCCCCUUGCCGGAGCGCGCGGGGCCGCCGCCGCCGCGGAAGGACGUGGAGCUGAUCCUGGUGAAGGAGCACAACGGAGUGCAGUACACCAGCAGCAACCUCCUGCCCGCCGCCCCGAGACACGGACCCCCUGACAGAGAGACCUGGGGCAAGAAGAUCGACUUCCUCCUCUCCGUCAUCGGCUUCGCCGUGGACCUGGCGAACGUUUGGCGCUUUCCGUACCUCUGCUACAAAAAUGGAGGGGGUGCUUUCCUUAUUCCCUAUAUCCUCUUUUUAAUAAUUGCUGGAAUGCCCCUGUUCUAUAUGGAAUUAGCACUGGGACAGUAUAACCGAGAAGGGGCUGCCACUGUGUGGAAAAUCUGUCCAGUUUUCAAAGGUGUAGGCUAUGCAGUGAUACUCAUAGCCCUUUAUGUGGGAUUCUACUACAACGUUAUUAUAGCUUGGUCUCUGUAUUACCUAUUUUCAUCAUUCACAUUUGAGCUCCCCUGGACACACUGUGACAACAGUUGGAACAGUCCAAACUGUACAGAUCCCAAACUCUUCAAUGCAUCAGUGCUUGGCAACGGUACCAAAUACUCGAAGUACAAGCUCACUCCUGCAGCUGAAUUUUAUGAGCGAGGAGUUCUGCACCUGCACGAAAGCCGUGGAAUCCAUGACCUUGGCUUGCCUCGCUGGCAACUUUCCCUCUGCCUUUUGGUGGUGGUUAUCAUUCUUUUCUUUAGUCUGUGGAAAGGCGUGAAGACUUCAGGAAAGGUCGUUUGGAUAACAGCCACUUUGCCUUAUGUUGUAUUAUUUGUCUUGUUAAUACAUGGAAUAACCCUGCCUGGUGCAUACAAUGGAAUAAAUGCGUACCUGCACAUUGAUUUCAGAAGAUUAAAAGAAGCCACAGUAUGGAUUGAUGCAGCUACUCAGAUAUUUUACUCCUUAGGAGCCGGAUUUGGUGUUUUAAUUGCGUUUGCCAGUUACAAUAAGUUUGACAACAACUGUUACCGGGAUGCUUUGCUGACUAGUACCAUUAACUGUGUCACAAGCUUCAUCUCAGGAUUUGCAAUUUUCUCCAUAUUGGGCUACAUGGCUCAUGAGCACAAAGUUAAAAUUGAGGAUGUAGCUACUGAAGGAGCUGGUUUAGUUUUCAUCCUGUAUCCAGAGGCAAUUUCAACUCUUUCAGGAUCUACAUUUUGGGCUGUGGUAUUCUUCAUCAUGCUCCUUACUCUUGGUAUAGACAGUUCUAUGGGUGGAAUGGAGGCUGUCAUCACUGGCUUGGCGGAUGAUUUCCAAAUUCUGAAGCAGCACAGAAAGCUCUUCACCUUUGGUGUUUCUUUCGGCACUUUUCUACUUGCCCUUUUUUGCAUCACCAAUGGUGGAAUUUAUGUGCUCACACUUCUGGACACGUUUGCAGCUGGGACUUCGAUAUUAUUUGCAGUUCUAAUGGAGGCAAUUGGAGUUUCCUGGUUUUAUGGUGUGGACAGAUUCAGUGAAGACAUCCAGCAAAUGAUGGGCUUCAAGCCAGGCCUCUACUGGAGACUGUGUUGGAAAUUUGUUAGCCCUGCUUUUUUAUUGUUUGUUGUGAUAGUCAGCAUAAUAAAUUUCAAACCUCUGACCUAUGAUGACUACACCUUCCCUCUCUGGGCAAAUCGCAUUGGCUGGGGAAUAGCAUUGUCUUCCAUGAUACUUGUGCCUGCCUAUAUUAUCUAUAAAUUCAUGAAUGUGCGUGGGACCUUUAAAGAAAGACUAGCUUACUGCAUCACACCUGAAAAUGAGCACCAACUCGUGGCCCAAGGAAAUGUCAGGCAGUUUAAGCUUCAACACUGGCUAACAAUAUGACAACCAACAGGUUGAGGAAAAAGCCAAUAUAUUAAGGUAAACUGCGAAUACAGAAAAGUCAACUUCAAAGCUCCCUCGAUUAUGCUUGGACCAGGCUGGCUCAGAGCUUAUCUACUGACUCUUUGAGGGAAGACAUCCACUCUCUGUUCUCAAUGCCUCCCUUCUACUACUUGGCUUCAAAUGGUCUUUAAAGACUCUGUUUAAUUUUCCUUACAUCCUUUGGUGCCAUGAGAUCCCUACAUGACCAAAACUUGUGAGUUUUGCUAUUGGUAGAAGUGGAGGAGGAGGGAGCAGAGAAAAAAGCAAUCAACAUAAGUUAAAUGCUCUUUUAGUGUGAAGAAGUCAAUUAGAAUUUUCUGACAGUAAUGAUUACUUCAGAUAUUCAUGCCACGACCUAUUUUAAACCAACAACACCUGAACAUUCUUAGGCGCAAAGAAAGAGUACAUCUCCAUUAUGAGAAAAGAGCAAUUUUAACUAUGUACUAGUAUCAUUAGCUUUCUUGCCAUACUAUCUUUGGGGAUAUAAACUGAAAACUCAUUAUUACAUUUUCAGUGGUUUGAUAUCGGUUUUCUUCUCUUUGUGAAGCAGGUUGUCUCUCCUAUAUAUGUCUAUGCCAUUUCCUGUCCAGUUUAAUUACACAAGCUGAAGAGCAGCAGGAACAGAAUUCCUGUUGUUGACACUAAGUACAGAAUACAGUUUAAUACCACCCUAUACUUCAUGCAAAAUAUAUUCCCUUAUGUUAACAAUUCAAAUAGUUUUAUCAUGCAGUCUACUCCACAGACUUUUUCAGCUAAGUAUGAACGUGACACCCAAAUAAUGACAUUCAUUUUUGUGUUAUAUUUUGUUGCAAAUAAAGAAUGUAAAAUGCAUAGGAAGAGAGAACAAUUUUUUAGAAAUAAUCUACCCAGAAGCACCAAAAUACCAAACUUCGGUUUUAUUAUCCUGCUGUGAAUAUGCUAUUACUAUAAUUUAACCUGGAGUCACCUACAAAACAUAGUGAGAUUGUGUUGAAUAGUCUAGGGUAUUUCCGGCAUACUCAGCUCUCUAAGCAUGUUCCAGCUCUUCUCUCUGGUAGUGUUAUGCAAGGUAGAAGAUACAGAACAAACUGCAUUUGAGUGCUGUUCUAAUUCUGUCGUCACUUACCACUGUAGUAUCUUCUCAGUGAUCACUGGAUCUGGUAGCUUUGAGUUACUUCUUGUACUUAUUUGUCACUACUACUACAGCAAUUUUCAGAGACAGUAGCUUCUCAUGAAUCCAGCCCAGAGUUUACCUCCAGAACUUACCUCUGAUUUUCUUUUGCCUCUAUACAUUGAACUCAUCUUUCAAAUGUACGCAGCAGUUCCUCUUUAAAAAGAUGGAGCUUUUUUAUUUAUAAAACAAUUUUUGUUGAGGUUUUCUUUCUUUUUUUAAAAAUAGCCCUAUUUAAAAGUCCUAAGUGAUUUUGGACUUUUCCGUUUAACACUAAUUUCUGUUCACAAUAAUGGAAAGGAAACUUCCUUACUCACCUUUCUUCUCCAAUAUCAUCAAUACUUUGGAAUAUAUAACAAACUGUCCUUUUCUUGA